CAGAUACUGUUGUUGAGCUUGAUACAGUUGAGCGAAAGUAAUACCUUUAUUUAAGUGUUUUAGGCAAGUUAAUUCAUUUUUUAGCAUGCUUACCUUUGAUCGUCAAAAGAUAUUAGGGGUAGGAGGCUUUGGUACUGUUUAUCAAGGGGUUUGGGGUGAAACGAAAGUUGCCGUCAAACGAAUUUUGAUUAAGGACGCUGCAAGCAACGAACAAGAAGAGAAGGCCCUGAAAAUGUUACAUCACACCAACGUCAUCAAAUUAUUUCACGUGGAAGAGGACCAAGACUUCAAAAGUUUCGCCCUUGAAUUGUGUGAUGCCUCGUUAGAUAGACUGUUUCUCAAUGAAAAUGACCAGAGAAAAUAUCGCGGCCCAAUGCCACCAGAAACAGAAGUUCUUCUCCAGUUGGCUAAAGGACUCGAGUACAUUCAUCAAAGGGGAUUAGUCCAUCGUGACAUCAAGCCACAGAACGUGCUGAUCAGCUCGGAUUCUACAACCCGACGAGUGGUGAUGAAGUGGGCGGAUUUUGGUUUAAGUAAACAAGUCAACGAAAGGGGAACUUUUACAAUGAGUGGUGUUAGAGGAACAUACGAUUAUUUUGCACCGGAAAUAUUGAAAUUACUGGACGAGGACAGUUCUACUGGGAAAGAAGUUCAGAAAAGAGGGACCGUCAAGAGCGAUGUAUUCGCAGAAGGACUCGUCUUUGGCUAUUUCAUUUCAGGAGGGAUUCAUCCCUUUGGUUCCCCAAGUUAUGAAAUUGGAAAGAACGUACGAACAAACAAACCAGUCAAUCUUCCCAGUAAGUUGAGUCAAAGCCUAUUACAAAAAUUAUUCGGUGUAGAAACCGACAAUAUUCGUAAUACAAUCACAAGAAUGUUAGAAAAAGAACCAAAAAAUCGAAUUACUUCGUCUGAUGUCGUUAAUCGACUCUUAUCCCACCUUAUCCCAAAGAAUUCACAGCAGAUGUUCAUUUUAAUUGCAAAGGGGAACCCAAGCGUGGAGGAAAUAGGAAAACUGAUUCAAGAAGGUGUGGACCUUAACGUCGAAGAUGAAAAUGGAUUGACACCGCUAUUGCGCUUAGUAGAAAACGAAAAGAUAAGUGAAAAUAUCGUAGAAAUAGUUAGUCUGUUGAUCAAACACGGAGCCAACGUCAAUUCACUUGACAGCAACGGCGAAAAUGCUCUCUUUUUGUGGUGCAAAAAUCGUGAACAACAUCAAAACAAAAGUUUUUUGGCAAUCCUCAAUCUCUUCGUUGCAAAUGGGAUUGAUAUCAAUUGCAAAAAUAUGUACGGACAUAACGCUCUCACCUUACUUUGCAAACAUUAUGAAAACGAAAAUUUGAUUGAAAUAAUUCGACUUUUCAUUCAAAAGGGAAUCGAAAGUGGAUUCAAAGUGACUAAAGAAACGCGUGACUACAUCAAGAGAAAUUAUGAAGAAAAAAACCGCAAAGAAAUCUUGCAAUUACUUCGUGUUAAACAACAUCCAGAUUAA
Messenger RNA from Daphnia pulex (common water flea), 1489 nucleotides. RefSeq names its product serine/threonine-protein kinase/endoribonuclease IRE2-like. The transcript has 4 exons. The coding region runs from base 86 to 1489 and encodes 467 amino acids. Gene Ontology annotation, biological process: intrinsic apoptotic signaling pathway in response to endoplasmic reticulum stress; IRE1-mediated unfolded protein response; protein phosphorylation. Gene Ontology annotation, cellular component: IRE1-TRAF2-ASK1 complex. Gene Ontology annotation, molecular function: protein serine/threonine kinase activity; RNA endonuclease activity; ATP binding. NCBI's taxonomy places the organism in Eukaryota, Metazoa, Arthropoda, Branchiopoda, Diplostraca, Daphniidae. The record is from RefSeq and is a predicted model, not a curated record.